This is a messenger RNA of Belonocnema kinseyi, 9890 nucleotides long. It is a transcript of the gene GAPcenA, whose product is annotated as rab GTPase-activating protein 1-like. The coding region runs from base 534 to 3659 and encodes 1041 amino acids. Lineage: Eukaryota; Metazoa; Arthropoda; Insecta; Hymenoptera; Cynipidae. The record is from RefSeq and is a predicted model, not a curated record. The transcript has 18 exons.
ACAUUGUGGUCAAAUGAACUUUUGGCCAAGUGGAUACCUACCACUAAAUACCACUAAAUACCGAACCGAGUAUCCCUACUGAAAAUUCCUAUAUAGUAUAUUUCUAUAUAGCCAUUGUGAGUGACACAUCUCUACUUCACUCCUGCCACUACAAUCAAAGAUGGGACUUUGUGCUCCGUCGUCCAUAGACUCACUAGAGUGACUAGACUUGACGGAACUUGACGGCUACGAGUGUACGAGUCCGACAGAUGGGUCAAAAGGCCGAGUACGGACUUGCGUCUGUCAGUCUCUGUUUUCUGUAUCUGUCAAUCAUAGUUUGACUGAUAUUUUUGUAUAAGCACAUAGAAGCUCGCGAGGUGUACCGAGCGCACGGCCCGCUGAGGAGAAGCUUCUCAAAUGUGUCAAAUUUAUAUCUCACAUUCGCAGGGGGUAUCCUGGAGAUCAACCUACGGCCCUUCCACGCGGCAUUUCGCCGUCUACCAAGCCUUUCAAAUGAUCUGAGCAACUCCACUUGAAAUUUCUUUGACUUCGUUAUGGAGGAUAGUAUGAGUGUUAAGUCAAUGGAAUCUGUGGCGACUAGCGAUGAGUAUGAGUUUGUAAGUGACAAAAGUAUCACUAAGCAACAAUCGCUACUUGAACCACCAAUGCUCAAGAUUGCCAAUAACGGCAAUUUAGAGGAUCUACAAAACAACCUUCGCGAGGUAUUAACUGAAGACUCGAAAAUGGAAGGCAGUGUAGGUGGUGAGCCGAAAGUAUUUAGUAGCAACACCCAAAUCACUCGUAAAGCAAAAACAGUUGGGCAAAGUACAUUUUAUGACGUUGCGUCUUCCGCAGUUACAUCCGAAAAACAAGACGUUAUGAAGCCUGAAAAUGACAGCGAAGAUGUUUGUGAACUUAGUAAGUUGUCCGAUGUUCAACAAGAAUGCACGAUUUUCAACGGAGUUACUUAUCUCGGCUCUGCUACAAUUAAUGCUCCGAAAUCUGAAUGUGAAAUUCAGAGAAAUAUGAAUAUUUUGAAUGCAGAUCAGUCUAUGAAUGUAGGAGUCAAGGUUUCAGUCUCGGUACCUAGCAGUUCGCAAGGAUGUGUCGUUCUCUACGAUGCAGGUUCUCAGCCAAUGGCUCAAUUCGAGGUGCAUAGAAUUCUUUUCUACGCAAGAGGAGAAUGUAGUGGACCGUGUGCUGCGUGUUUCGCUUUCACGUGGUCUCAUGGUGACACAUUGGAGUCUGCCAUUUUCCAGUGUCACGUUUUUCGAUGUGAUAUUCCAGAGGCCGUUGGGCAAGUAUCGGCCUGUUUUGCGAAAGCUUUUCAAAGGAUUCCGCGAUCUAUGACGAAUUCGUUAACGGGAAGCGAUUUCAAUGGGUAUAACCCUGGAAGUGAGAAAAUAAAUUCUCGUAUGUUCAUCUUCGAAGUUACGAUGGAAAUCAAAGAAGAAGAUGGAAAGGGUGGUUUUGCUACCGUUCCGAAGGAUAGAAAUUGUUUUAAACUUCGUAGCAACAUAUCGAAACAAGUUUGUUUGAGUAUUCAGCAAGUAUCUCGAGGAGAAGGAGGUAUUACUCUCGAGGUAGAAAGGUGCUUUGGGGUACUCGUUAGUCCGGGUAGAAACGUCAAACACAGUGAUAUGAGAUUAUUAGAAAUGCAAGUCAAUGCCGGGCCGCUAUUGCAAGAUAAGCAAUCUUACAAUAUCUGCGGUCGAUGGGAUCCUGCUGAUCCAUCUCUAGAAGCCCUAAACAUGGAAACACCCCGAGAAGGCAAAAUUUUCAUGACAGUCGCAGUAGAUUUAGUUAUAAGAGGCAUCAGAGAACCUGUCAGAUUUGCUGUAGAAACCGCCGUCAAAGUAUAUCCACAGAAUGAAAGAUUUUGGUAUUUGAAUAAAAGGAACCUAGUCCAACAAUUUUACCUCAAUUCAAAAGAGAUAAUUUCGGGAGACGGAGCAGAAAUUCAUUAUGAAGUUUUGAAUAUUGAAACCUCAGGCGAGCUAGACAGAAAUCGGCUAAAUCUUGCUCUUAAUUUAGCUUCUCUAAUCAGAUCACCUUCGCUAACGAGCAUUGAUACUCUUACACCAAAAGAAGAAAUCGACUCAGAUGGAGACGAGCCAAUGUUAAGUGGUACCGGUGAAGUGUCGAAAGACUGUUCAGCAGACGAGCUAGCUAGUUGGGCGGAAGUCUUAGAUAGUUGGCAAUUUAACGAGCAGCGUCCAAAACUUUUGAUUAAAUUAACAAAGCAAGGAAUUCCUGAAGCUCUAAGAGGUGAAGUCUGGCAGAGGUUAAGUAACUGUGACAAUUCUCAAGAAAUGAUGGACAAGUAUCGGUUGUUAAUCACUAAAGAAAGUAGCUGCGAAAGUGUUAUUUUAAGAGAUAUAAACCGAACUUUUCCUGCACAUGAUUUUUUUAAAGAAACUGGUGGCUUAGGACAGGAUUCUUUAUACAGGAUAAGCAAAGCUUACGCAGUUCACGAUGAAGAAGUUGGUUAUUGUCAAGGACUUAGUUUCCUGGUCGCAAGUUUACUAUUGCACAUGCCUGAGGAGCAAGCUUUUUGCGUACUGGUCAAAUUGAUGUACGAUUAUGGAUUGCGAGACUUAUACAAGGAUAGAUUCGAUAAUCUUCAUAUGAGAUUUUAUCAACUUCAGCGUUUAAUAGAGGAUCAGUUGCCGGAACUAUAUAAACAUUUCUGUGAUCGCGGAGUUGAGACGCACAUGUUCGCCGCACAAUGGUUUCUUACACUCUUCACAGCCAGGUUUCCACUAUAUCUUGUUUUCCACAUCCUGGAUGUAUUUCUCCUUCAGGGUCUUGAUACUCUGUUUCAAGUAGCGCUAGCGUUGCUCAUGUUGUCUAAAAAAGAACUUCUCCAGCUCGACUUUGAGAGCAUUUUGAAAUACUUUCGAGUGCACUUGCCCAAGCGAUGUCGCAAUGAAGAAGUCUCGCGAUACGUGAUGAAGCUCGCUUGUUCGAUAACACUGAAAAAACUAAAGAAGUACGAGGCCGAGUUCAUGACCCUCAAAGAGGCGCAGGAAAACGCGGAUGAGUACAGUAACGAAUUGGAACAACUCCGUUGUACAGUCUCACGUAACGAAGAAGAAAAGCAGAGAUUAGAAGCUGAGCUUGUUCAAGUCAAGGAAAUGCUGCAACGCGAGGUAUCUCGAGCAGAUUCAGAAAGUAGAAGAAAUGGUGUUAUUAUUGCCGAAUAUAAACAGAUCUGUCAGCGUUUAGAGGAUGAUUAUAAUGUUACGAAAACGGCUUUGAGUGACUUACGUGCAAAAGUCUCCAAAUGCGAAAAAUGCAGGAGUCAUAUGAAGGAGUCGCCAAACAUUUUAUCCGACAUAGCGCAUCCUUUAGAAAAUCGAAUAGAUCCUAUUCUUAAUAGAGCGCAAGAAAGGGUUCGAGAAUUAGAAUUGGAACUAGCACAGACAAAGUUGGCGCACGUUGAAGCCGAAUGUAGAAAUCAGGACCUGACACAUCAGUUGCACGCGACUGCUGCAGAAUUGAAUGCUGCUCGAAACAGUUGGCCAUGGCUUAGUAAAACUUUGUCAAGUAUAAAGGAAGCUGCAAAUAAAAGAGAAGUAAUAGGUCCUGGGGUUUUAAGACGCGAUAGUGCACCGGGUGGUGAUAUGCGACAUGCCAUACAUUCGCAAAGUCGGGAUAAUCUUAAAGAGGUCGUGUGAUGAUUAACAAGGAGAUAAUCAAAGACAGUGGGACCUCGUUCGUGUCUCAGAGUUGGAACCGGGAACCUCGUUUGUGUCGCAAACGUCCCUUCCGGUCGUUUCAGGGGCGUACUUAGGUAGCAUGAUUUCUAACAUGUCACUGAUAUGUACUAGACAUGACUAGACACCAUUAGGAACAGCACUGGAUUGUGGUGCGCGCGUAACUUUUUGACGUAAUUUCCACGAGCGAGGUCUUGAGGAGCCGCGUGACCACGACACGAAGCCGAAAGCGACACGAACGAGGUCCCACUGUAAAGUCAAACUCGGAUAUAACGCCCCCGGAUGUAUACCUUCCGAGGAUUGAAGCCGCGCCGUAGGUAAGAGUAAAAGGAGCUGCGGGGAGUGUGCGGUGGUCACAGAGACGCGAACAAAUAAAAGCGUUUUCAUUCGAACCGGUGCUCUAUCGGGUUUGCUUUCUACUACGUCUAGCCCCGAAACCGGCGUUAUUUCCGAGUUUGACUGUAUAUCCGAAGAACUUUGAAGCAAAAAUUUGGUGCCACGUAUAGUCAGGUAUUCGUCCACGGAGUACAUAUAAGUAUGUAGGGCUAUGUAAAAGUCGAAGGUUGAACCUUACGUUACGUCGAUUCAAGUCGAUAUUUGCUUCGACACACACGCAAAACGUUUACUGUGCAGUUUUCAUACUACCAGAUACUUUCUUACACAGCAUGAUCUGAAGAGUGAAAAGGUUCUAUCAACAUUUCUAGAAGUCACUUAACAUUUAUCAGGUGAAUUGUAGGUCUCAAGAAAACAAACCUGCGCGACCUCAAAAUAGAGAUGUAACCCUCUCAAUCUCUGGUCGAGUUUAUACUUAUAGACCUUGUAUUCAGACACUAUCGUUAGGUUCUUUUGUUACGUUUUACAAAUAUGUCUGUUCUUACAAAAGUGUGUUACGUGUGAAAGUGAGUGCCGUGUCACCCUCUGGUUAUAUCUGAUAAUACUUUCUUUAACAACAUUAAAAUUCAAGGUCAGCCUAAUCCAAGAAAUGGAUAUUUGGUAAACAACUCAAAAAAGUGAGGUUCUUUCUAUUUCAGAAGUUAUAAAUUACUCCAUAACCAUGGUCCAAUUUUUUUUACUCAGUCUGAAUAAAAAAAAUUUGAUAAGGAGAUUUUGAUGUAUUUUAUAAAUUGUUAAUCUUCGUCCAAAUAACAAUACUUUUUUUUUAAUUAAUCUAAUGAAAGAUAAAAAUCGAUGGCCUUUCAGCCUGCUCUUGUCCUCUGCGAUAGAUUCCAAAAAAGAAUAAUGUGGGACGUUAAGCGUUGAGCCUUAGGCUUUAUCUAUUUUGUAUAAUACUAGUCUAAGAGUUACUGAGUGCAAUUCGCGGAAUAAUAUGUAGCGUACAAGCUGGAAACCCGGUGGUCACACAAGUCCUAAAGUUGUCCAAUAGACGUCUUUUGGCGAGCGUCUUGAGGACGUCCUGAGGACCCUUUAAAGACAUGAAAAGAUCCAAAGGAUGUCUUAAAGUUGUCAAAUCACAUGGUAUAGAGGUACAUUCUAAAGAAGUAUUUAUGAUUAACCAGUGCCCACAAGGAAAAGUACACUGCGUCCACAUGAAAAAAGAAUAAGAUGUCAGUUUAUAUCACGAAUCUGACAAAAUCUUAACUGGUCCGCGAAAAAAAUAGAGGUGGACUUUUCUCUUUAUUCUACUAUCUACUGUCAAUCGACAGUACAUUCCAAAGUACGACAAGAAUAAACUUGAUUUAUUGUCAUUAUUAUCAUAGUUGUUGUACCUAAUCGACUGUGAUUGUACGUUUUCUUUCAUCUAUUAGGCUCUUUGCCGCGCAAAGAAGUAUCGAGGCUCUCUGUAAACAUUGAAGGUCUGAAAUUCCAAAGUUGAAGAACUUUUACUGAAGUUUUUUAUUUGUUUGUAAUCAACUGAUUAAAUUUGUAAGAAAAUUGUAAUCUUCGGUACUCUCUUUUUCCAAAGAUUGCAUAAUCGUCGAAUUUGCUUUCUGUUUAAAAUAAAGGGUGACCGAAAUCGUCGGCGGCAAUAACACUUAGUUUUUCAUUUCCAAGUAGUGAACGCAGCGAUCGUAUCUUUUUCCAACGAUUAUUCAUGAAAUUAUUAUUAUUAUUAUUAACCAGCAGCACGUACGAGUCACUAAUUCGUAAUGUAUUACUCGAGUGCCAAUGACUGCAAACUUUGAUUCACAAUUUGUGCCAUUCAUUUAAAAGAUGUGCAUUCCGCUUUAAAACAAAACAGCGAAUUCUAAAUGUUUUCACAUUGAACGAAAUACUUUUUCAAUUACUGGAAAACACUGAUCUGAUGAAUUAUUCUUACUUAUCAUACGUACUAUUGGCUAUACUUUAAAUCGUCAAGUUCAGUGUUUUUGAUAAAUACGUGAGUUUUUUUUGUGUUUGAAUAUUUUUUAAAUAUACUUCAAUGCUUUUGAAAACAUUUAAUAAUAAUUAGAUCAUUUUUUCGCAAGACUUUUGUUGUUAACAUAAGAGGGCGUUCAUAUAUCACGUGACCCUUAAAGGGGGUCGAAAGACCAGCAUAAAUAUCACUGAUGAUCACGGGGGGAGGGGGCUUUCAAAGCCGAUACCGUAAUAUUUUUAGAUGACUAGUGGUGGGUAAAUUACUUUUAAAAAGGAACUAGUUAUCGUUACCGUUACUUCACGAAAAAAGUAACUAAUUCAUUCAUAUUAUUUCAAACCUGGAGGAGAUACCAUAAAUAUUCUGAACGUAAAAGUAAGUUAUAAAGCUCUAAAUAGUACUAGUAUUUUCCUAUAGGGUUUCUAUAUAUUUCUAUACUCUCCAGGUGCCAUUGAAUAUACAACUGCGCAUCUGGAUAGGGUCCAAUACAGGAACCUAUAUAGGAUCUCAAGUAGGAAACUAUAUAGGAUCCCCUACAGGAAACUAUAUAGGAUCCUAUGUUAUUUCCUAUAUUAUCGGUUGAAGACCUUUCAGCUGGACAAUUACAAUCAACCAUCCGAAAUUUAUGGUUAGAGUACCCAAUCUGAUACACUAACCUGAAUUUUUGAAUAUUUUAUUUCUUGACACUCAAAGGUCGUCAAUCGACAAAAUAAUGGAACAUGGCUGAGAAAAUAGAUUCUACACUGGACAAAUAUUACUAUUCGUACAUUUAUGAAUAACUUUUACGUUUAGAACAUUUUCCCCCAAAAGCCGUAUGUAUUUCAUUGACGACAUGCUGAAGUACUCAAUUCAAACCAACCCCAUGCAUCGCCUCCCACUUUUCAGUUUUAUUAAGAUCCGGAGGGGAAACGGUGGUGAAAUUAUUCCAACAGCAGGCGCUUUGAUCUGGCAGUCUGACUUUUGUAUUGACAUCCAAUGUAGAUUUGAAAAAUUAUUUUUAAAAUUACUAGUUUUCGGGAAAUUUACAAAAAGUAUAUUGAAAAAUGUGUAGCCUACUAAAUCUUUUAAUUUCUGUAAAAGUUGUUUUUUGUUAAUAAUUGCCGAAAGCAUCGGUCGUAAAUGUGUAGCUCCUGUUUGCAAAAGUCAGUCAAUGAACAUAAGGGAUAUAUAUAUUUUUUUAUUGUUAUGAUCUUCCGAAUAUUCUGAACCUUUUGUUUUUGAGGUUCUAAAUGUUGUUAAUUUUAUUUAUUAGCUACAAUUAUAAUUGUAACAAAAAAUAAUUUUUUAAACUCUAACAAAUAAUAAAAUCGAUAAUAUUAGCAAACAAAUAUUAGAAAUAUAAAAUUCGAACUGAUGACUUUAAAGUACAUCUCAAAAUUAAAUUUUGUUCAUAAUAAAAUACAUAUUUUCCCCUUUAUCUGUAAACAGCAUUAAGUUUUUAGUUGGUUUUGCUUUUUCUUAAUGCAAUUCAAUGCAAAUACACUUAUUUUUAUCUGUAUUAUUUGUGAAUUUUUAACAACAAUAGUUGUUCGAAAGCUUCAACGUCCAAUCUGCCCCUCCUCGAGUUCAGUAUGAUUCUUGCCUGACUAAAAAUUCUUUCUCAGGAUGCAAUGCUCCUGUAAGUGGCAUUGUACCUUAUAAACAAUUUUUUUAGCUUUGGAAAAGCGUUUAGUAUAUAGAAUGAUUGAUUUUUUAAACUAUUUACCAAUUAUUAUUUACAAAAGUAACUUCGUUGCCAUAAAAAGUACCUGUAUAGUAAAAAGUAACUAGUUUAUACUUUCAAAUGUAUGUCACUUGACGAUAGAGAAUACUAUAAAAUGUGAGUUGCCCCCCCCCCCCCCCGAAAUAGCAUCCCCAAAAUUUCCGUACUGUUAGAAAAGAAUAAGUACCUAUGAAAAGUUUUUCAGAGUUCAAAUUUCAGUUGCCCCCCCCCCCCUGACGGACUUCGAAUUUAGGAAUUGGUAUGCUCAAAAUUAUAUGUAAAAAGAAACCGUGCAAUAAAAGAUGUUUAAGCAAAAAUGCAUAGGAAGAAAAAUGAUUUAAAAACACGAAAAACAGAGUAAAUAAAAUAUACAAUUGAAAAAAAAUUAACAAACUUUUAUUAAAUAUUUACGUUCCACGCUUUUAUUUUUAGUCACAUUAUCAUUCUUAUAUAAUUAUUGCAAGUCUUUCCAUAGGGAAUUCGUUAGUUUCUUUAUACGUUUUAAUGGAAAUUUCCUUUAAGAAAAAAAAGUUUAAUAUUAUAUAUUACAAAUCGUGUUGAAGGUUUCCUGCCAUAUUAUGUGAAUUUUCAUCAAUUUACGAAGCGAAAUAAGAAUGACAGGGGAAGGGGCGAUAGAAAAUUAGUUUAAAACCGAUUACGUGAUUUAUUGACUCUCUCGAAGUUGGUAUUGUAAGAUUAUAAUUCUUCCGUAACAAACAAUUUGUUAUAAAUUCUCGAAUUAUUUCGGAAAUGAUGUGAAAAAUAUGUUUUGAAGUCACUGUUUUGUAUUCCGAACUGUCUAAAUCAUGUUAAAAUAUUACUCAUUCUCAGACUUUAAAUUCCUGAAAAAAUAUUUUUCUGCAGCUCGAAAUUAUUUAUUUAUGUAUAAAAUGAAUCGUGGUAACUAUGUCCAUAAAUCGAGAAAUGGACGUGAAUUUUGUUUUGGACCUUGGUGACCAACCUGAUUUAUUAUGAUGUCCAAUAUGGUGGCACAAAAAUGUACAUUUUGGAAUUUUCGACCCACGCAGUCGUUAAAUCAUUCUCUCGCGGAAACCAAUAAAUGCAUUUUUUUUAUUUUUAAACAAAAACAGUUUUAUUAUGUUGUGUGCAACUUUGUGUCUUAUGGAGUUUACAACGUAAAACGUAUACUUUUUUUUACUUUUUCUAUUUUGUUCAAGAAAUUGUAUGUCAAUUUAUUUACCCCUUUACAAACUUAUUCUCUUUUUAGUAAAGAUGCAUUUUGUCCAAUUUUAAUACUUAGACAAAUUGAGAAAAAAAAUUGAGACAUCUUGAAAGUUCCAUAAAAUUGCAAUAUUUGUAGACUCGUAGCGAGCAUUGCAUAUGAUUGUUUAACUAUAAUUUUUCAAGAAGCAUUUUUGAGGAUACUGAUAACAGAUGUAUAAAAAAAGAGAAUUAUUUUUUUAAUUAUAGUUUUGAAGCAAUUGCAAAAGUGAGUAAUUAAAAAUUUCAGCCCAACGUAGCUUCACUCGUAAACUGCAGAAUUGAUGUCAGCUAAAUUGAACUCAGUGGCUUAUUGUUAGAGGCUUAGGACUUCCAGAUGCAGGCGUGACCAUAAAGCUUCUUGCUACAGGCCCAAACCUGUAGCCCACCACUACAUUUCCCAAAUUUUGUUCGCACUUUAUGGGCAGCCAUUUCAUUUUUUACAAUACACGAACCCUAUGAGCAUACUUGAAUUCAAUGCUUAUUUGUUUCCACAAGAGAACGAUUUGGCGACUGCGCGAUUCGAACAUUUAUAUUUCUGGGCCACCCUAAUGUCCAAGUAUUUUUUAAUUCUUUAUUUCAUUACAAUUUUGUUACUUCUUUCACUACUGACUUUAUCAAUUUAAGUCUUGCAGAAGUAUACAAAAAGCAUUGAAGUAAAUGAAACAUUUUGAAUGAGAGAUAAGAAACAGUUUUCUGGUUUAAGAGAAAAGCUGUGGAUUCGAAAACUUGACAAAAAAAUGUACGAGGGCAAUGUUCACGAUCAUGUUAGCUUGUAGGUGAUAGUUGGGUCGACAUCAUUCGUAAGGGAUGAAUUAUCAUGUAAAUACUUAAAAUAAUGCGUAAUGUGACACACCGAGUAUGUAUAGGCUUAGGAUAAAUUCAAUGAUGGAAGUAACAUUGUAUACCCUGUAAUUUCAUUCCACGCUAAUAAUUGAAAUAAAGAAAUAUAUUG